AAUUGGGCGGGUUUUACUUUAGACUGUGACAGAGGAUUACAGAGGCCGGUUGUUUGUUGUCAUCAAGAUGGAGUUUCUGCUGGGGAACCCGUACACCACCCCUGUUGGCCAGUGCAUCGAAAAAGCUACAGAUGGCUCCCUACAGAGUGAGGACUGGACGCUUAAUAUGGAAAUCUGUGAUAUUAUUAACGAGACAGAGGAAGGUCCAAAAGAUGCAAUUCGGGCAUUAAAGAAGAGGCUGAAUGGAAACCGGAAUUACAGAGAAGUGAUGCUCGCAUUAACCGUUUUAGAAACCUGUGUGAAGAAUUGUGGACAUCGCUUCCAUGUCCUGGUGACGCACCGUGAUUUCAUAGAUGGGGUCCUUGUGAAAAUUGUUUCUCCUAAAAACAAUCCACCAACCAUUGUGCAGGACAAAGUAAUGGCAUUGAUUCAGGCUUGGGCAGAUGCAUUUAGGAGCAGCCCUGACCUCACUGGAGUUGUGCAUAUUUAUGAGGAACUAAAGAGGAAAGGAAUUGAAUUUCCAAUGGCGGAUCUGGAUGCUCUGUCACCAAUACACACACCUCAAAGGAGCACCCCUGAGGUGGAUCCUGCUACAAACAUGCAUACAGCUCAGACCCAAAACAAGGUCAAUUCCAUCUCCUCCUCCUCCUCCUCCUCCAUCCCACCACCUUAUGAAGUCUCAGAAGGACCUCCAACUGUUGUGGGCGGGCCCAUCACAGCUAAUGCUGAGCAGAUUGGACGGCUUAGAAGUGAGUUGGAUAUUGUUCGUGGAAAUACCAAGGUCAUGUCUGAGAUGUUGACUGAGAUGAAGCCUGGACAGGAAGCUGCAUCAGACCAUGAGCUAUUACAGGAUUUAAAUAGGACUUGCAGGGCAAUGCAGCAAAGGAUUGUAGAGCUCAUCUCCCGGGUGUCAAAUGAGGAAGUCACAGAGGAGCUUCUACACGUCAACGAUGAUUUAAAUAAUGUCUUCCUCCGAUAUGAGAGGUUUGAGAGAUAUAGAUCAGGACGUGCUGCACAGAACAGUAAUGGGGUACUGAAUGACUUGACUGAAGAUAACUUAAUAGACCUUGGACCUGGAUCCCCUGCAGUUGUGAGUCCGAUGGUUGGAAACACUGCACAUUCAACACUGCCCUCCCAGCUGGGUGUACUAGACGCGGGUACAAACAGUCUCAGUGCUCCUGUGAGUUCCAUUCCCCCUAUAAACCCUCGGGAUGACUUUGACAUGUUUGCGCACACUAGAAGCAACACAUUAGCUGAUCAAAGGAAGAAUGUAACGUACGAGGACCCACAAGCUCUCGGAGGAUUGGCAUCUGCUCUGGAUGUCCGGCAACAAAACUCAGGAGGGAGGAGAUUGAGAGGUGGAGGUACAGACAUGGAGCCCAUAGACAAAUGGCUCAUCACUCAAGGAAUGAUUCCAGUUCCACAGCCCUCUGACAUGGAUGAUAUAGAGGAGUGGCUCGGUACAGACGUGAAGGGAGAUGAAGUGGAUGAAGGAGUGACAAGCGAAGAAUUUGAUAAGUUCUUAGAAGAACGAGCUAAAGCUGCAGAGAAGGUACCAGACCUGCCUUCCCCGCCCACGGAGUCCAUCCCAUCCAUCAACCCUGCAGGCCAGAAGAAACAGGAGCGUACUGAGGAUACACUGUUUGCUCUGUAAAUAGAUUUGUGCUCCUUGUGUUUCUGUACAGUAUCCAUCACAUUCCCCCAGACAGCAGAGGCCAGGCCCAGCACUAACAGUUCCCUGUUUCCCUCAUUCAGCCCCCAUAAUAGGGUCUUGAAGAAAGAGAAAAACAAAACUACAGCCUUUCACUUACUGCUUGUGAAAAACAUUGGUAGUACAGUGUAGUUCCCAUCACUCGGCUAUAGCUCUUGCCUGUGAACUUUAGUUACACCGCAGAUACUGCAGGCAAGGAGAAUUGAUAUGCGUAUCUAUAUACAAAAUACUCAGGCCAUAGCAACUAAAGCUAAGCCGCAGUAUGCACAUAGUUGUAUGAAAGAAAAGUCUGUAUUUAGGGCUAUAAGCAAGUAUGUAUGUGUAUAAUGCUCUAGUCAGUUGGGGAUAUAUGUUUUAGGUAUAUACACAUCUUGAAUGUGUAUGCACGCAAAGGUAACAAAUUAUUGUAGGUGUCAUCUUCUGCUAAGAACAUAACACCCCAGGUUUGAGAAUGUAAUCUGCUGUCCUGUAAAGCAACUAAUGGUAAUUGGGGCUGUUAAUAUUGCAUAUUUUUUAGACCAAUUCCUGUGGUUAAAGGACAACAGAACUUUGCCUCUUAGGCCUCUGGAAAUCUCAGUACCAUGGUGGUGUUUUGUGAAAGAGCCAUUAGGUGAGGGGGCCUUGUAAAACUCUUGUAAAUGACCCUUUCUGCUUCUGCAGGUUACUGCAAUUUCAUUGCAUGCCUCAUCUUUUAGAAAACAAUUGAAGUUUACUUAUAUAUACAUAUAUAUAUAUAUAUAUUUAGUAAUGUAUACCAGAAAUGCAAUGUUUGCACAGCUUCCGUACCUCUCAGCUACUUUAGUUGGACUGGAGGAAUGAGUAUGCAACCAUGUAAUGCAUUACCUGCAUAUAUAUAAUAUAGCAGGAAGUAGGAGGGAUUACCCUUUUCUUUGGUUGGUUGUGUUCCAUUUAUAGAUGCUUGCGUUCAUAAAUGCAGGAAAAAUGGGAGAGUGUUUAGACAGAAAUACAUGUAAGAUAUUCAAGAUACAUAUAACAAUACUACAAAGAUAAAGCAUGUAGAUAAUACAUGAAUUCUUAGUUACCUAAGGUCUUGUCCCUUGGGUGCCAUAUUUCAUUUGUACUAGUUUACCACAAAGGGAACAUAAGGGGUCCAUGAAAAGAGUUGCCUACAAAUUGUAACUGUUACUUUAUUUCUAGCACUGAAAGGGUUUUUAUUGUACAUCUGAGGUUAUCACCAUGGUGAUACCAGACUUUUUUGGGGGAGCCUUGUAUAUGUGUUUCUGUAGUGAGCAGAAUCUCCAGAUGAGAUUGAUAGAGGCAGACAUCUGAAGAAAUCAUUGGAACUUCUCAUCAGUUAAAGCAUCACUGCAGUUCUAGUCCAAAUUCAACCACCAUCUGGUGUUUAGUAAAUGCAUUUAAAAACUCUUAUACGCCUCUCAGGUCUAGCAAGAAUUCCCUUCAUCUACUACAACUAACAUGUAUAUUAGCUAUCUUAAAUUAUUUUAUAUUUUAUACAUACAAACACUAAUUGUAGUUUCUUAAUUUGAAAUAUAUUUAUUUGAUUUUUUUUUUCACCUUAAUUUUAUUGGAUUUAGCUGUGGGUGUAUACAUAUUUUAAAGAGUAUAUGAAAUUUAUAGAAUUAUUAAUCCGUCCAAAAUAUUCUUCCCUUUGUCUGUUGGAAAUCAAUUUGUUUUGCUAAACUGUACUACUGUAGUGAAAAUAUGUAAAAAAUAUAAAUAAAUCCAUAACAAAAAAAAAA
Bombina bombina (fire-bellied toad) is the source of this 3432-nucleotide messenger RNA. It is a transcript of the gene TOM1L2, whose product is annotated as target of myb1 like 2 membrane trafficking protein. Gene Ontology annotation, biological process: signal transduction. The record is from RefSeq and is a predicted model, not a curated record. Gene Ontology annotation, cellular component: endosome; membrane. Gene Ontology annotation, molecular function: ubiquitin binding; clathrin binding; phosphatidylinositol binding. NCBI's taxonomy places the organism in Eukaryota, Metazoa, Chordata, Amphibia, Anura, Bombinatoridae. The coding region runs from base 68 to 1654 and encodes 528 amino acids. The transcript has 16 exons.